This is a messenger RNA of Guillardia theta CCMP2712, 559 nucleotides long. RefSeq lists its product as hypothetical. NCBI's taxonomy places the organism in Eukaryota, Cryptophyceae, Pyrenomonadales, Geminigeraceae. The record is from RefSeq and is a predicted model, not a curated record. The transcript has a single exon. The coding region runs from base 32 to 193 and encodes 53 amino acids.
AUAGAAAGAGACAAAAGAAAGACAUAGAUAGAUGCAAGAGCGAUGUAUUGAAACAAACAAAAGUGAAAGAUACAACGAGUCUAUGUCAGAGACAACACGCAAGGGCCAUCGGGCUGCGAUACACAGAGCACGGAGAUUCACGGCCUGCAACUUGGAGGCAGGGAGGGAGGUACAUGACAAGGUGACGGAAUAGUGACAGUAUACUGUUGUUUCCCUGUGGUAUCACAUCUUGAACGCAUUAAAAUACUUCAAGGCAGGAAGUGUUCAGCUAGAGAACCAGAAAUAGACAAUGUAGGAAGGCAGUUAGAAGGCAAGGGAUCACGCAAGAAAGAACUUUGCAGUGCAGAGAGGGAGGUUUGUGCGCAAGUAAGGGGAGGGAUGCAGACUGAUAGAGGGCUGGAAAGAGAGUUGGCCAAGAGUGAUGGAGAGGGAGCACGAGUUGGUGUACUUGUCUCUGUUCCACUUUCCAAGUGAUGGCUGCGUGAUUGAAGAGAAUGGUUGAGACAAAAAAAUUGAAUCAAGUUUUUUGAUGUUAUCACUGAUCAAACUUCUCCGUCAC